Stylophora pistillata is the source of this 511-nucleotide messenger RNA. RefSeq names its product U6 snRNA-associated Sm-like protein LSm5. Gene Ontology annotation, molecular function: RNA binding. Lineage: Eukaryota; Metazoa; Cnidaria; Anthozoa; Scleractinia; Pocilloporidae. Gene Ontology annotation, cellular component: Lsm1-7-Pat1 complex; U6 snRNP; U4/U6 x U5 tri-snRNP complex. The record is from RefSeq and is a predicted model, not a curated record. Gene Ontology annotation, biological process: mRNA splicing, via spliceosome.
UCUGGUAACUCGUCAGCCUUUGUACACAUCAAGAGCCCACUGUUCAUAGGCCAGCAAUGUUGUUUACGAACACAAAGUACGUUGUAUAAAUUGUGAACAAGAUGGCGGCUGUUGGAAAUGAAUCUCAAUUAAUUCUACCGCUAGAAUUAAUUGACAAGUGCAUCGGAUCUCGAAUUCACAUCGUAAUGAAGAGUGACAAAGAGAUUGUUGGAGUUCUUCUCGGGUUUGAUGACUAUGUCAACAUUGUUCUAGAAGAUGUCACAGUAUUUGAAAGCACACCAGAGGGACGAAGAAUGACAAAACUCGACCAGAUUCUGCUGAACGGGAACAACAUAACCAUGCUUAUUCCUGGUGGAGAGGGCCCAGAGAUCUGAUCUGUGGAACAAGCAUCAGAGGCAGCUGCUCAAAUCAUACACCUGUAUAUACAAUGUGCAAUGUCUGUUUUUCGGGGAUACACUCCUUUAUUUACAGCUGUGUUAGUUUCAAACUGAAUUAAAAUAAAUUAAAAACA